UCGUACGCGUCUGUAUCCUGCAUUACGCAUAAGCAUUCAAUACGCUGCACGCAUAGCAACGGCUUGGAUGUACCACACACGGUUGUCGUGACGUAGGGCGCGCACUUAUCAAAAUUCCUGGAACACCAUAACUUGUUCAUCGAUAUUUUAAAAUUGUUUAGAAAUCGAAAAAAAUGGCAAAAUUAAUUUCAUUGAGAUUUCCAAAGAAACCUAAGAAUGGCGAUGAAGUGCAUAUCCGAGGAAAGCUUGAGGACAAUGCGAAAACUUUUUCCGUGGAUUUCUGUCUUCCCCGGAAUCCGCAGGAUGAGGAAUCACCUAGCUAUGUUGCGUACCGUUUUCAAACCAUUUACCCGGAGGGUCCAGAUAGUCAGGUUAUACAAACAUGGAAAAACAUAGAAUGGAGAGACAAUCACAUGGAUGAAAAUUACUGGCACACCGAACGCACCGAUAAAUUCUCAGUGGUUUUUCGGCUGUACAGCGAGUCGAUAAAGGUUUUCGCAGAUCGUGCUGACCAUCCACCGGAAUACGAGUUCGAUCUGCACUUACCACUGGAUCAGAUUGAAGUGAUCGAGUUACGGGACGAUUUCGAAAAUAUAGAGGAGAUAUCAUUCCGGUACGCCAUCACAAACGGGGAUUAGAAAUAGCUGGUUGCAGCUGGUCUCGCAAUACUCGUGCACAUCAAAUGGAACACAAUUCACUUCAAAAUUGUCACCAAACGUCGAUCAUCGAAUAUCAUUUGCAAUUGAAUCACCAUUACCCAACGUAGAAGUAUUGUUGCGAACGCUGAUAUGUAGUUCCGAAGUUACAGCAAACGAAUAAUAUACAUUGCACAUGGUUGUUGUGCAUGCAACAGUGUCUAAAUGCUUUACACAUUUCAGUGCAACGAUAACGCUUUUUUUCGAUAACGUUAUCAAGUGUUAACCGCACUGCUAUUGGACAGUAAAAUCAGUGUUAACAUCACUAAACACGUAAAACAAUCACUAAACACGCUGAAACUUGCCUUAACAUAGUAACGAAUUAGUAUCCGUGUAUCGAAAUUCAAGGUUGUAAUGAAUAUUGUACAGCAAGAAAAUAAAGCAUAGCAUUUUUUUCUUUCGCUCUGUGCUUUUAAAUUAU
Messenger RNA from Anopheles nili, 1116 nucleotides. RefSeq lists its product as uncharacterized. The transcript has 3 exons. Bases 174 to 638 code for a protein of 154 amino acids. Gene Ontology annotation, molecular function: carbohydrate binding. The record is from RefSeq and is a predicted model, not a curated record. Lineage: Eukaryota; Metazoa; Arthropoda; Insecta; Diptera; Culicidae.